AUGGAUUUCAAAAUGCAUGAAUACACCCAUGUUAUCGUUAGUAAAUCAUCGCCACGACUAGACCGGGCCGAUAUUAAUGACUCAAGACGCCAAUACGAUUGCUAUAUAAGACUACUGAGUGAAUUAAAUUUGGAAAUAAUUGAAAUCGAAGCUGGUUCAUCAUUCCCUGAGGCUGUCGUAUUGGAAGACAUUGCACUUGUGUGCCAUGGCAUUGCUUUGCUUCUCAAACCCAAAACGGGACAAGAACAGAUAGUAAAAUCUGUAAAACAAGCUCUCAAAGAUGACCUUGGCCAAACAGUAAUUGAAUUGUCUGACCCGGAUGCUAAGUUGCUAGGAUCUGAUGUCUUGUUCACAGGUCGUGAGUUUUUUGUGGGUAUUUGUGAAACAACUAAUGAAGCUGGCGCAAGUGCAGUGGCAGCGGCUUUUCCUGAAUUUCCAUGUACACCAAUCAAGGUUACAAACGGUGCACAGCAUUUGAAGAAAUACAUAACAGUCGCUGGACCAGAUAUUUUAUGUGUAGCAGCGAGUAAGGAAGCAAAGGAGUUGUUGAAACGGAUGGAAAGGGAAGCAAGUUUCUCAUAUCAGACACUCACAGUGCCUGAAGAGGAAGCAGCCAAUUGUCUAUACGCCAAUGGUACAUUGAUACACAGAGCUAUCGAGGAGAUACCGCAGUCAUUUAAGGUGUUUUGUGAGAAAAUUGAUUUCUCCCGCCGAUCGAUAUGUUUCUCCGAGCUGUCGAAGAUAUCGUCAGGACUUAGUGCUUGCUGCUUGCUGUUAAGGAAGCCAUUUACAACAUAA
Molecule: messenger RNA, 798 nt
Organism: Pieris macdunnoughi
Lineage: Eukaryota; Metazoa; Arthropoda; Insecta; Lepidoptera; Pieridae
Source: the annotation of a GenBank genome assembly